AUGUUUGGGGGAACGUCUACUGGCGUGUUUGGUGCAACCCAAACGUCUUCGUUCUCUACAACAAAUGCUUUUGGUAGCUCAACACCUGCUUUUGGAGCGUCUACUACCCCAGCUUUUGGUGCUUCGUCGUCAUCGGCAUUUGGGGGUUCUUCUGUUUUUAGUCAGAAGCCCUUUGGAGGCUUUGGGUCUACCACUCAAACAAGUCCUUUUGGCAGCACAAAUCAGCAGUCUCAGCCAGCGUUUGGGACUACUAGUUUAUUUGGUUCAACACCUUUUGGUGCACCAACUCAGUCUGCAUUUGGUGCUGCUAGUACUCCAGCCUUUGGUGCAACGACUGCCCCAGCCUUUGGUACAACGACUGCCUCAGCCUUUGGUACAACGACCACACCACCCUUUGGUGCCACAAGCACCGCUCAAGCCUUUGGCACCCCAAGCAGCACUCCAGCCUUUGGCACCCCAAGCACCACUCCAGCCUUUGGCUCAACAGCAACUCCAGGUUUUGGCAGCACAGGAGCUGCAUUCACCAGUUCCCCAUUGUUUGGAAGUAGUGGAGCUUUUGGAACUUCCACUACUUCAGUUUUUGGAUCUUCAGCUACUCCAUCUGCUUUUGGGAACUCGACUGGUUCUGCUUUUGGGACUCCGACUACUUCUGCCUUUGGGGCUACAACUUCUCCAUCCUUUACGUUUUCAUCCAGUCCAGGUUUUGGCCAAUCAACUGCUGCUUUUGGGAGCAGCCCAUUUGGAAGCACUACAUCUACUUUUCCAGCCCAGCCUUCGCCCUUUGGAGCCCAGCCUACAACAUCAGCAUUUGCAAACACUGGCUUUACCCAGCCAGGGUUUGUGGGGCAACGUCCGGGAACUAGAGCAGCACCAUAUGCAGAAACAGCUGAGGCAGAAGGUGGUGCACAGGCUGGAAAAUUAGAGUCAAUAUCAGCCAUGCCUGCCUACAAAGAUAAAAGCCACGAGGAACUAAGGUGGGAGGACUAUCAAGUGGGAGACAAAGGUGGACCGCUUCCUCCUGGUCAAGCUCCUGGCGGGACUGGAUUUAGUGCAUCUACCCCACAGCCGAAUCCUUUUGCUCCUUCGACUGGACUUGGUCAAUCAUCUACAAAUAUAUUUUCUUCAACAACUACAAACAUGUUUACUCCAAAAACACAAACAUCUACACCUUCAUUCACCACCACCCCUCCUUUUGGCUCUUCGGCGCCAUCCAACCUCUUUCAGCCAUCAGCAACACCUGCAUUUUCAGUCGCUUCAUCUCCAUCUCUUUUUGGAACAAGUACACCUAAUUUUAGUACAUCAUCAUCCUUGUUUAGCUCUACCGCAGGCCAAGGAACUGUUUCACCAUUUAAUUCUAAUAUGUUUAAUAACAAUCAACCAUCUCUCUCAUUCCAAUCUACCACACCUUCAAUGGGGCAGACGACUGCAUUUCCACAGUCCAGUCCAUUUGGACCAAGUACCACCAGCUCCUUGUUCAGUAGCCCUGCCACCGGCGGCCUUUUCUCAAGCACUCAGUCUCAGAUAACUCCAAACCUUGGGGGGUUUAAUCAAAUGACUCCAUCUCAACCAGCACCGUUUCAAACAUCUCAACCAGCUCAGAGUGCAGGUACUUUUGGCUUGAACUUUAGUCAGACACAAGCAGCUGGUACAAGUGGCUUUGCUGGCGUAUCAGGCAAUUUGGGACAAUCGUAUACCGCACAAAAUGCUCUUUCUGUGCAACCAGUGCCAGUUACAAAUCCAUUUGGAACACUUCCUGCAAUGCCUCAAGUGUCUAUUGGUCGAGCUGGAACUACACCUUCAGUUCAAUAUGGGAUUUCUACUAUGCCUGUCGUUGAGAAACCCUCUCCUGUUAGAAUAUCAUCCGUAUUGACUUCUAGGCACUUGUCACAGAGGAGAAUCAGGUUGCCUGUGAGGAAAUAUUAUCCUAAGCAUGAUGGUCCAAAGGUUCCAUUUUUCAGUGAUGAAGAAGAAACACCCAGUACACCGAAGGCAGAUGCUCUAUUCAUUCCAAGGGAAAACCCAAGAGCUCUGGUCAUUCGUCCGAUGGACCAGUGGUCUUCAAGGGCAAGUGCAGAGAAAGCAUCUCCAUUGAAUGCAUCUGCACCUGUACAUGAGAAUGAAAAUUCAGCUGAAGUUGGUGUAAUCAAGGAGCAAGCUCCACAUGUUAAAGUCAACCAGAAACCUAAUGGAGUCCAUGAGGAUCAUGUGACUCAGAAAGAGGAUUCCUACAUGACAUUUAGUGGUCACAGAGCUGGUGAGGCUGCAAUUGUGUAUGAGCAUGGAGCCGAUAUUGAGGCGCUAAUGCCUAAACUACGACGUUCUGACUAUUUCACUGAGCCUCGUAUCCAAGAACUGGCUGCUAAAGAGAGGGCCAAGCCAGGGUUCUGCCGACAUGUUAGGGAUUUUGUGGUUGGAAGGCAUGGCUAUGGAAGCAUCAAGUUCUUGGGUGAAACAGAUGUUCGAAGGCUUGAUCUUGAGUCCCUUGUUCAGUUUAAUAACCGGGAAGUUAUUGUGUACAUGGAUGAUAGCAAGAAACCACCUGUUGGACAGGGUCUCAACAAGCCUGCUGAGGUAACUCUUCUCAACAUAAAAUGCUUUGACAAGAAGACUGGACGUCAGUUCACAGAAGGACAAAAAAUCGAGAAGUACAAGGAGAUGCUCAAAAGGAAGGCUGAAGACCAAGGCGCCGAAUUUGUUUCUUAUGACCCUGUUAAAGGAGAGUGGAAGUUCAAGGUCAACCAUUUCAGCAAGUACAUGCUGCUUGAGGAUGAAGAAGACGAUUGGGAUGUGCAAGCUACUGAAGAUUGUUGA
This is a messenger RNA of Dovyalis caffra, 2811 nucleotides long. NCBI's taxonomy places the organism in Eukaryota, Viridiplantae, Streptophyta, Magnoliopsida, Malpighiales, Salicaceae. The record is from the annotation of a GenBank genome assembly.